AUGCAAGCGUAUUCAUUCACCAAUGGAUCCAGAUUUGCUCGUGUUGGUUGUGUAUUCAUCGUCAGUCAGAACGGCGGCGGUUCACGCAUCACCAUCUCCGAGAACGAAUUUGACGGUGUCACUACAACUUCUGCCACCUGCAACGGUACUCAUUACUGGGGUGCAAUGUUAUAUACAAAUGUCGACCAGUUGACCUUAGACCACAACUGGUUCCACGACCCCUCCGGCCGUGCUCCGAAGCUCAGCACAGAUAGUGUUAGUGGAACCUUCCACGCUGUCAACACCUACUUUGAGAACAUGAAAGGCCAUGUUUUUGAUGCACGAUCCGGCGUCAAGGCGCUAACUGAGGGCAACGUGUUCUAG
This is a messenger RNA of Macroventuria anomochaeta, 363 nucleotides long. RefSeq names its product polysaccharide lyase family 1 protein. The coding region runs from base 1 to 363 and encodes 120 amino acids. The transcript has 2 exons. Lineage: Eukaryota; Fungi; Ascomycota; Dothideomycetes; Pleosporales; Didymellaceae. The record is from RefSeq and is a predicted model, not a curated record.